AUGGCGGGUAAAGACUGCGUGGCCAUUGCGUCCGAUUUGCGACUGGGCAAUCAAGCGUUGACAAUCGCGACAAAUUUCGAAAAGGUGUUUCCCGUGACAGAGAGGAUCAUGCUAGGGAUGGCAGGACUGGCGACAGAUGUUCUCACCCUACGAGAUCGUUUCCGCUUCCGUGUGAAUAUGUACACCAUCAAAGAGGAAAGAGAGAUUGAACCAGAAACGUUUGCGCACCUGGUCAGCUCGACACUCUAUGAACGCCGGUUUGGACCGUACUUUAUUGAGCCGGUUAUCGCUGGUCUGGGUAAAGGCACAAACAAGCCCUUCAUCGCCUCGACGGAUGUGAUUGGGUGCAUCAACUUUGCCAAAGACUUUGUUGUUGCUGGUACGGCGACGGACAAACUGUUUGGUGUUGCAGAGUCUCUAUGGGAACCUGAUCUGGAACCUGAGGAUCUCUUUGAGACGAUUUCGCAGACGCUAAUGAAUGCGGUGGACCGUGAUGCAUUCUCUGGCUGGGGGGCUGUCGUACAUAUAAUCACGCCUGAAAAGGUGAUCACACGACAUCUGAAGGCUCGUAUGGACUAG
Messenger RNA from Serendipita indica DSM 11827, 579 nucleotides. The record is from the annotation of a GenBank genome assembly. Lineage: Eukaryota; Fungi; Basidiomycota; Agaricomycetes; Sebacinales; Serendipitaceae.